Pseudoliparis swirei is the source of this 3314-nucleotide messenger RNA. It is a transcript of the gene r3hcc1l, whose product is annotated as R3H domain and coiled-coil containing 1-like. The record is from RefSeq and is a predicted model, not a curated record. The coding region runs from base 125 to 1108 and encodes 327 amino acids. The transcript is spliced from 7 exons. Lineage: Eukaryota; Metazoa; Chordata; Actinopteri; Perciformes; Liparidae.
ACUCAGCGCCAGCUAGAACACCAUCUCCCAGAAUGCUUUGCGUUGUCCUACGCCUGCGUCAGAAGUGCGACGAACAUCUUUAACAAAACAAGGCAAACACGGGUGAUUUUAUCGUAAUUUAACAAUGGAGUCGGAACAGGCAACAGAAAAUGUUGCUGCAGACCAGCCAGCACCCACUCCCCCUCCUCCCGCCUCCCAGUCGAAGAAGUCAAGUCAGGCUACGAACAAGCAAAAAUCUCAGGGAUCCAAAGAAAAAAAUCAGACUCAGGGAGACGUAAAACCAAGACCCAGGCCUCGCUACACAGACAAGGCGAAGAAAAACGCCAAGAACAAGAAGGACAAGGCUGGAGCCGCGGAUAAGGAAGCACCUGUUGAAGAAGAGGUGCAGAAUGGCGAUCCUGAAGUGACGGAAGAGCGCCUGCAUGAUGCAGAUGAACCAGUGAACGGGCAGCCUGACCCAACCAAUGAAGAGCCUGACGCUACCUCUUGGCUGGAAGCAGCCUCUGAGGAAGGGGAGGAGGAGAGUUGGGACACCUUGUUCAACGAUGAAGGCGAUUCUCUGGAACCGCAACUUGAAGAGCUGACUUUGAAGGAAUGUAAAAAGAAGAAGAAGUCAGUCCAGGCGGCCAGCGCGGACGGAGAUGACAGCAUCGAGCUCACAGAGGAUGAAAUUGCUCACGUUGUCGAGAUCUAUGACUUCCCGACUGAAUUUAAGAGCGAUGACCUUCUGAAGUUGUUUCAGUGCUACCAACAGAAAGGAUUUGAGAUCAAGUGGAUUGAUGACAACCACGUCCUGGGCCUCUUCUCUCAUCCCAUAGCAGCUCGUGAAGCUUUAAGAACCAGACAUCCUCUCAUGAAGUUGCGACCUCUCUCCCAAUCCUCUUCCGAAAUGAAGGCCAAAGCUCGUAGCUCAGACUGCCUCCUGCCUGCUAAAGAGAGACCUCAGACCAGUGCGAUGAUGGCUCGCAAGCUUGUGAUCGGUGCCCUCGGUGUGAAGAGCAACCAGACGAAGGAGCAGGUCGAGGCCGAGAAGAAGAAGCUCCAGGAGGCGAGAGAACAAAAGCGCCUGGCAGCCAAACAGAAGGAAGACGCCUGGGAGGGGAAGUGAUUGGACAGAAACGACUGUUUAUUUUUGUUUGUUUCUUAGAUUUCUCGUUUCGGCGGAGGCUUACGUCCUCCCUGUUUCUUCUCCUGCUCUGUUUUUGUCAACUGGCCACUCCUUCCUACCGCCACAUUUCCCCGAAAUGGAUUCCCACCAUUUUGUCCUUUUGGCCACACGGUCCUCCACCAACUGUUACUGACGGUCCCAUCAUUCUCUGUCUGUUCGCUCGCAGUGUUGCACCAGAUUCAGUUCUCGUUCGCUCGUUUUUAUGUCCACGCAGGGAGCUUUUGUAUCUGUGCCAUGGCCGAGGCUCGAACAAUCCACUCGCCUGGUUGUCUUUCACAUUUCUUCGCAUCGUAACCACAGUCUGUAGCCUUCUCCGUGUCCAAUUGAAUAGAUCUUAGAAAACGUGUUUGUCUUUAUUUUUUUUAAAGCUCUCAGAAGUAAAUCUUGUAAAUAUGAGGGAAGCGAGGUCUUCCGUUGAUAUUCAUGACCAUACAGUAUAUCGCUAUACUCUAUAUGAAGACAUGUUUUUGGAUUAGACUUUUGUUUGAGGACCUCUUAGCUCGUUAUUAAAACAUUUCUGAUAAGUCAAAAGCUCCUAAAAGCUACCGCAGUUGGUCUCUUCCAGUUCCAUCUGUUAAAUCCUAAAGAUGUACAUAUUCUGUAUUGUGUUCUCAUCUGAAACCAUUCUCCAUCAGAGGACUCCUCUGUCCAAGCAGAAGUGAUGAUGAUGAUGAUUCGGUUGUCAUUCUGACAUAAAAUGUUGACAGAGAGAUUGUCUUCAUAUUGCCAGCCGGUUUUUAAAAAAAAAGGAAAAGCAAUUUGCGGUAAGAAACAGAACUGCUAUUAUUCCUGUCAUUUGACCUCUGCACUUAACCCGUCCUAAACAUUUAGGAGCAGCACUGUCAUGUAACAACAUUUUUUGGGGGUAACGAGAUGUUGAUGUUUACCAUUUCAAGACGUUGUGGAUAACACACAUUUUAUCGUAUAUUUGGAAACUAUUUGUGCUCAGUCACAGAACAAGUCAAUAAACAUGAAUUCAACUUUUUGAGCAGAUAUUGUAUUUUAGCUGCAUUGAUUUUAUUUUGUUUUACGCUGAAUUGUAUUCAUGAAAUGAGUUACUCGACUUAUCUCACGGAUAUUCUUUGGGUGAUAUGUUUCCGCUCCAUGGAGUUGAAGUAUGUGAUCUAAUGGUUGAGAGGAUUCUCUAAAGCCUUGGGUUCUUCUCAACCACAACACGCUGUUCUUCUUUGUUCCUUGAACAUUGAGAUUUUAAACCUUUCACUAUAGAGAGAGAGAGAGACAAUGUUUGCUCAUUCAGAGUCAACCUUUCAUAAUUCAGCUUCCUGACACAGGGGAGACGUCAGUGACCGCUGGUGGGCAGCUGCCUCCGAGGCUUCACCCAGCCGACCACCUGACCACGUGACCCUGAGUCUCCUUCGCCUCCUCAGCCAAUCACCAAGUCGCUUUCUCCUGCUGCUCAAUUUGGCUUAAUGCAAAGCAUUUAAACUUUACAUCGUCUUCAAAAUAUGUUUCGCUGUUCACUUUUGGCCCGACUAACUGCUUCGAUGUUAGUGAACGUUCUAACGUAGUUAUAUAAAUGUUUGCACAGUUAUUGAGAGUAUUUGUGUGAUAUUCUACUCAACCAGUACUGUAUACGUGUACACCAGUACACUGUGUACACCAGUACACUGUGUACACCAGUACACUGUGUACACCAGUACACUGUGUACACCAGUGCAGUUCAUGGCUGCUGGUGGAGUUCAUUAGCUGAGGCGACUGAGACACAGGGCCACGUGGCUCCCAGUGGGCUGAUUGAAGAGCUGCAGCCUAAUAAGUUCAAUUUGGAAUUCAUAUCUUUUUGACUCCGCAUUAGACAAUUAGCAUGGCAACAUAACAUUUGCGCUCUUCAAAUACGAUCUCUGCAUGCGUUAAACUCUUUCCAAAGUUCCCUUGUUUCCAAAGAUGUCCGAAGCAUCAGGAAUUGAUGGAUUAUUAAUGAAACUUUUUUUUCAGAAUGUGUUUGAAGUGUUUUAGGUUGGACAUAAAGCAAGGAGUGUAAUUUAGUGAGUAGUUAUUAAAAACAACUAAUGGCAUUGUGUGUGUGUGUGUGUGGUAGGUUUUCUUUAUGCAUGCUGUUGUGUAAUAAUUUGUCAACUUUUUUUCAUGAAGUCAACAUAAUGUGAUAUAAAGGUAAAUAUGCAAAGAA